AUGUCCCAAGAAGCAGCAAGUACUCCCAGCGAUGUAUCUGUCACUCCCGCUGGCGAGUCGACACCGAUAACAAAGAGUGCAGCCAAGAAAGAGGCAAAACGACUUGAGAAAGAGGCCAAACUUGCUGCUAAAGUAUCCAAAUCAGCAGUAGCCCCAGGCAGCGAGAAAAAGGCCAAGGCAGAGAAGGAGAAGAAGGUGGAGGAAGCGCCGUUCGUCAACACUACGCCGAAGGGAGAGAAGAAAGAUCUUUCUGCUCCUAUGCCGGCAGGAUACAACCCGAUCGCUGUAGAAGCGGCAUGGUAUGACUGGUGGAGUGCGCAAGGAUUUUUCGCCCCUCAGACGACCUCCGAGGGAAAGCCCAAAGCUGAAGGGAGCUUUGUCAUCCCUUCACCUCCUCCCAAUGUCACUGGUAGCUUACACAUUGGUCAUGCCCUCACCGUUGCGAUACAGGACUCGUUAAUACGCUGGAAUCGCAUGCUUGGCAAGACGACCCUUUUCGUUCCAGGAUUUGAUCAUGCUGGUAUCUCAACCCAGUCCGUUGUGGAGAAGCGGCUGUACAAAUCUAGUGGUAAAACUAGGCACGACCUUGGUCGAGAAGCAUUCUUGGAGACUGUGAUGUCCUGGAAGAACGAUUACCAAGCACGGAUUACCAACCAGUUACACCGUCUCGGAGGAAGUUAUGACUGGCAGCGUGUGGCAUUUACCAUGGAUGAGAAACUGUCAAAAGCAGUCAUAGAGACUUUUUGUCGCCUUCAUGAAGACGGGAUUAUCUAUAGGGCCAACCGUCUGGUCAACUGGUGUGUGCAACUCAAUACAACUUUGUCGAAUUUGGAAGUCGAUCAAAAGCAACUAACGGGGCGGACAAUGCUCAACGUCCCCGGUUAUGAUGCAAAAGAAAGGUUCGAGUUUGGUGUCAUCACAUCUUUUGCGUACCCACUAGAAGAUUCAGACGAAAAGAUUAUCGUCGCUACAACGCGUCCGGAGACCAUGCUUGGUGACACAGCAAUAGCCGUUCAUCCUGACGAUCCUCGAUAUAAGCACCUUCACGGCAAAUUUGCCAAACAUCCGUUUGUGGACCGUCGCAUUCCCAUUGUUGCGGAUUCUAUCAUCGUCGAUAUGGAGUUUGGAACUGGAGCUGUCAAAAUUACGCCGGCUCACGAUCCCAACGAUUAUGAAGUCGGCGUUCGUCAUAAACUUCCCUUCAUCAAUAUUCUCAACGAUGAUGGUACCUUCAAUGAGAAUGCGGGCGAGAAAUUCAAGGGAAUGAAACGGUUCCAUGGUAGGGUUGAGGUCGUCAAGGCCUUGAAAGAGCUGGGCCUAUAUAUUGAAACGAAGGACAAUCCGAUGCAGAUACCCUUGUGCAGCAAAUCCGGCGACAUUAUCGAACCUCUUCUCAAACCUCAGUGGUGGGUGAGUUGUAAGCCCUUAGCGGACGAAGCGAUAAAAAGGACAAAAGCCGGCGAACUCCACAUUCAACCGAAACAGUCUGAAGCAGACUGGUACCGCUGGCUUGAAGGGAUACAGGACUGGUGCAUUUCUAGACAAUUAUGGUGGGGACAUCGUUGCCCAGCAUACUUUGUCCGAAUCGAAGGAAAGGACCAAGAUCGUAUCGACGGGGCAAACUGGGUUGUCGGCCGCACCCUCGAAGAGGCGACCGAACGUGCGAAGGUUGUGGCGAAUGGAGCGCCCUUUAUUCUUGAGCAAGAUGAGGAUGUUCUUGAUACGUGGUUCUCCUCAGGCCUUUGGCCCUUCUCGAUCAUGGGCUGGCCAGACAAGACUCCCGACCUCCAAGACUUCUAUCCGUCCUCUCUCUUAGAGACCGGCUGGGAUAUCCUUUUCUUCUGGGUUGCCCGAAUGGUGCUUCUCGGCAUCCAUCUCACAGGUAAAGUUCCUUUCGAGGAGGUUUACUGCCACGCUAUGAUUCGUGAUGCCCACGGCCGUAAAAUGAGCAAAUCUCUGGGCAAUGUUAUCGACCCCUUGGAUGUUAUCCAGGGUCUCCCAUUAGAGGCUUUGCACGAAAAGCUUUACGAGGGUAACCUGGACGAGAAAGAAAUCCAGAAGGCAAAGCUUGGCCAGAAGAAAGACUUCCCGAAAGGUAUCCCUCAGUGUGGGACGGAUGCCUUGCGUUUCGCUUUGUGCGCUUACUCCGGAGGAGGGCGUGAUAUCAACCUUGAAAUCCUUCGCGUUGAAGGAUACCGUAAAUUCUGCAACAAGAUUUUCAACGCAACCAAGUUCGCAAUGUUGAAACUGGAUCAAACCUUCGUUCCCGAAGCUUUACCUAAGCCAACGGGCUUAGAAAGUCUCGUUGAGAAGUGGAUUUUACACAAGCUCAAUAUUGCUGCUGCGGAGAUCAACAAGCAGCUCGCCGACAGAAACUUCAUGAAUGCCACUACAGCUGCGUACAAUUUCUGGCUGUACGAACUGUGCGAUGUCUAUAUUGAAGCCAUGAAACCCAUGACCGACGAAGCUGCAUCCCCAGCAGUACGAAGAUCUGCGCAGCAGACUUUGUAUACGUGUCUUGAUCAUGGUUUAAGACUUUUGCAUCCUUUCAUGCCAUUUGUCACCGAGGAACUCUGGCAGCGUCUGCCACGUCGCCCGAACGAUUCGACUCCUUCCAUUAUGGUUUCUUCGUUCCCGGUCCACGAUGCGGCGUUUGCCUUCGAAGAGGCAGACAAACAGUUUGACCUCAUCUUUUCCGCACUGAAAACUGGACGUUCGCUCGCAGCCUCAUACAACCUCCAGAGCGAAAUCCAAUUCUUCUUCCAUGCCCAGACGGACGAAGAAGCGAAGCUCCUAGAAUCGCAAAUACCUACCAUUGUGACAUUAACCAAAGGUUGCAAGAGUGCCCAAGUAGUUCGAGACCUUUCUCAGAUUCCACCUGGAUGUGGUGGCUCCAUUGUUACUGCGACUGUCGCGGUGCAUACGCUCGUCCGGGGACUUGUGGACCUCGAUGUGGAGAUCUCAAAGUGCGACAAGAAGCUCGACCUUGCCAAGUUGAAUCUGCAGAAGAUCGUCAAGGUUGAGUCCCAGGCGGACUAUGAAGACACCGUUCCCGCCAAUGUCCGGUUGGUUAACGAAGAAAAGAGGAAGACCUUGGAAGCCGAGAUCACUACGCUGGAGGCAUCGAAGUCAAUGUUCUUACAGUUAAAGUAA
Molecule: messenger RNA, 3153 nt
Organism: Pleurotus ostreatus (oyster mushroom)
Lineage: Eukaryota; Fungi; Basidiomycota; Agaricomycetes; Agaricales; Pleurotaceae
Exons: 20
Coding region: 1-3153 (1050 amino acids)
Biological process (GO): valyl-tRNA aminoacylation
Cellular component (GO): cytosol
Molecular function (GO): aminoacyl-tRNA deacylase activity; ATP binding; valine-tRNA ligase activity
Source: RefSeq, a predicted model, not a curated record